Molecule: messenger RNA, 4090 nt
Organism: Microcebus murinus (gray mouse lemur)
Lineage: Eukaryota; Metazoa; Chordata; Mammalia; Primates; Cheirogaleidae
Source: RefSeq, a predicted model, not a curated record
UAUCCAUCACUGUGUCGGGUCCUCUCACGGUCCUGUGUGCUGUGGGUGCUCUUAGCUAGGGCUGGGGCAGGGAAAUGGUCUAAAUCACUGAAGCCUACCAGGUUUGUAUAUCGAUGCAAAUAUGCCCUUGCUGAGGGACCCUCCAGGUCUUUUUCACUGGGGCCUUACACAUUCUCGGGGGCUUUGUUCUCCUGCUUUGUAAAUGGGGAAACUGAGGUACCAAGAAGUUAAGAAACCUACCCCAGGUCAUGCAGGGAGUCCAUAUCGGAGGCGUGAGUGGAACUCAGGGGCUGCCUGGCUGCAGAGGUGAGGCUGUGUCUGAUGCCCUAGGCUGCCCCCCUGAGAACCACUGGGGCUUUGCACAAGACUGUUCCCCGGAGGUCUUGGACUCACCCACCACACUUUGAAAAGGUUAUGUUGGGGUCAUCAGCCCACCCAGCCACUCACUUCUAGGGCUGUGAGCCAGCCCCAUCAGAAGAAUGGGCAUCACCCCUCUGCUUCUUGGCACGAGGGAGGGUUUGGUGGGUGGAAGGCUGCUUUGGGACAGUAACAAGUAGUCAGUCAAUGAGCAGACACUGAGCCUCCCAUGUGUUGGGCCCUCUCUGUCCCUGUGAGAGGCAAGGGAAUGAGAGGAUGUGGCUCUUGUCCUCGUGGAGCUUACGAUCUAUUUGGGGAGGUGAAGCAUUCAGUAAACAACUUCAAACCAUGCAAGAUGGUGCUGCUAACCGUGGGGGAAAAGGAGAGUUAAAGACGGACAGCAACCAAAAAUGCUUACAUCUCAGUUUAAAGAUGCCUAAGGUUUUCGUAUAUGUGUUAUUAAAAUUGUUGUGGGAGCAUUAUUGCCUUUUAGGAAGAAGUUUCCAGUAUGAGCAAUGGUUUGGGUUGCCAUGCAGCGUGUGGGCUGGGCGGGGCUCUGAGUGCAGUUGUUGCCAUGGGAACCAGCUCUGCCGCCUCCACUGCCAAGUGGCUGCUGUUCCAAAAGUUGGUUUCUGCGUGGAGGGGGCAGUCUGGAACCUCAGAGCCAUUUCCCAUGGAAACAGUGCUCCAAAUGAUGGGUGACGUUCCCACACAGGCUUACUUCAUCUGGCUGUGAUGGCGCUGAGAUGGCAGCGGAGCUUCUCGUGGGGGAGGAGGAGACUGGGGAUCUGAGCCUCAGACAGCAGAACCGGGAGUGAGUGUGUGUGAGCACGCUCUGUCUUCUGGAACACAGUAAACAAGGCGAGAGAAUGAACGUUUGGGCGCAUUCUCUGAGCUGGCUAUAUCUCAUACAUUUUUAUUUCACGCUUGUAGCAGUACUGCAAAGUACGAUCCUCUAACCAGCUCCAUUUUACAAGAUCCUGAGGCCGUGAGAGGUCUGAUCUACGAGAAACAUGGCAACCAGCGCCGUCCCCAGUGACAACCUCCCCACAUACAAGCUGGUGGUGGUGGGGGAUGGGGGUGUGGGCAAGAGUGCCCUCACCAUCCAGUUUUUCCAGAAGAUCUUUGUGCCUGACUACGACCCCACCAUUGAGGACUCCUACCUGAAACAUACAGAGAUUGACAAUCAGUGGGCUAUCCUGGACGUUCUGGACACAGCCGGGCAGGAGGAGUUCAGCGCCAUGCGGGAGCAGUACAUGCGCACAGGGGACGGCUUCCUCAUCGUCUACUCUGUCACCGACAAGGCCAGCUUCGAGCACGUGGACCGCUUCCACCAGCUCAUCCUGCGUGUCAAGGACAGGGAGUCAUUCCCGAUGAUCCUUGUGGCCAACAAGGUCGAUCUGAUGCACUUGAGGAAAAUCACCAGGGAGCAAGGAAAAGAAAUGGCAACAAAAUACAAUAUCCCGUACAUAGAAACCAGUGCCAAGGACCCACCUCUCAACGUGGACAAGGCCUUCCAUGACCUCGUCAGAGUCAUUAGGCAACAGAUUCCAGAAAAAAGCCAGAAGAAGAAAAAGAAAACCAAAUGGCGGGGAGACCGGGCCACUGGCACCCACAAACUGCAGUGCGCGAUCUUGUGACGAGCCCGGGGCACAGUAACAGUGGCCUGCAGCCCUCGGGACCCUUCGCUGCCUAACUGCACUGAACCAUUUCUAACCACCACCCUUGGCACAGGAAGGGAGAAGGGGAGGGUGGGCAGGGAACAGAGAGGGACUGGCUUUGCCCAGAGGCCUCAGGCUUUCCCGUCCCUCACAAGGGACAAGGAAGCCACCCGUAAGCAGAAGCAGCAUUUCCAAGUCCCCCAUGUAUCGGUUCCAUCUGGUUCCUCCCUGUCUUGGUGGGUGUGUUGUUUCUUUUAACUACGUAGCGAUGAUUUAAUGUGGAAGCAUUUAUCCACAUACAAAGUACAAAAUAAGCCAUGAACAAGCCUCCUUCCCUUGCCCCCAAGUCCACAGUAUCUGAGCUUGGGUGUAUUUGUAGAUUUUUAAAUUAUUUUAGUGAUUGUUAUUUUAUUAAAAGGGUCCUGACCCACUGCCUGGUGAAGCUUCAGGUUUCCAGCAGACCUCUCUGGUCAUAUGUCUGGAAUAUUAUUGUUUUUUUUUUUUUUUUCAACUGAGUUUUCCCAGCAGUGCCAAAACUCAGCUCCGUGUGAAAGUAGAGUGACAGAGAUGACAGAAGUUAACGGGGACGGUGGCUGGAGGGAAACAGACCCUACUUGUGGCCUAGAAACUGGAGAGGAGAGAGAUGUGCUUACCUGGAUGUUUUGCUAUGAUUGAGGAUGCAGACAUUAGAAAACAGGAUUUUAUUUUGCUGAAGGGAGUGACUGGCACAAGCAUGUCAGUUCUAAAAGGGGUUUUCACUAUUCUGGAAAUGUAUAAAGUGGGCUGAUUGGCUGUGCAAAAGUGUUGAUUUUUCAGACAGUGUAGGUUAAGUUCUGAGUUCUUCCCAGAUGUCUGAGAGGGUUUCUCCAAUCUGUCUCUUACUGAUUUCUCAUAUCACCUGUGCUACUUGGUGCCUCUCUGAUACAAACACAUUGACACAUCAAGGUAAGCUCAUGUGGACACCAUCCAGAAAACUCUAGUUCAUGCCGAAUCUUAACCAAACACGAUUCAGUACUGUUAUCACUAAAACAGCACCAACACCUGAAGCCAUUUCCCCUUUGAGUCAACAGUCCACCACCCAUAUAAGCCCAGUAAAUGAGCAAAAACCUUCCAGUAUUUGCAAACUUAGUAUUAGGUUGCCUUUUUUAUUAACCUGUUGGAUCUUGACUAUCACACACUCAGAGGAGAAAGGAAGGUGGGCUGAUAGCGUGGCUCCCAGACACCUUCUGCAAGGGGACGGUCCCCCAACCCCCUGGGAGGCCCACUGCCCUCUCUGGUGCUGCUGCUGCUGUGAGCCAAAGCCUGUUUUUUUCCAGUGAGGGUCGGGGUGGAAGGGCAGCAGGAACAACACUGGACCCCUGAGAGAAAGUCAAAAGAUGAGGUGACACAGCUAGUGACCUUAUUUUCCAGAUGUUACAAAUCAGGUCACUGUGCAGACAGGAACAUCCCCAGCAAGUGGCCUGGCCACUCUGGAGAAAGAAUCCCGAGGAAAGCAGUCACCCAGAUGGAUGUCAGGACACUUGGAUUCUUCUCCGGUUCUGAGAUGUGCCGAAUCCCUAACUCAGCGAGGUCACCAGCGCCGAGGGGCCCAGCCGAGGAGUGGUUCUGCCACAGAAGGAAACAGUUGAGACUCGUUAGUUGGAAAUCAAACUUCUUAUUUGUCUAAAUGUCUCCUUUUUUAAUUCCUAAAAGGAAGGAUAAGAGAGAACAUUCCAGAUGAGGCGCUUCAGAGUUUUCCAAGAUCCUGUAACAUAGGUAUUUUAAACACUAAAAGGACAAGGCUCUAACCAACCCUCAUGCUCCCCUAAGCUGCGACUGUGGCAGGCACGAGUGCAGUUCUGCAGCAGCUGCAAACUGGAGGUGCGGAGGAGGGAAAGCAGGUGGGCAGCAGUGAGGAUGGAGAGGCUUCGAAUCGAGAGCCUGGUGGAGGGGGACAGAAAGCCCUGCACAGGGUGGCGUCCACUGCUGGAAAACUUGCGGCAGCACCAGCCCCCACCAGCCCACGCCCUGCUCACUGUGGAGCUGCGUCUCCCUGCCAGCACUGAGGGGGGUCUUACUGGAAGCAGAUCGGG